Molecule: messenger RNA, 6017 nt
Organism: Echinops telfairi (small Madagascar hedgehog)
Lineage: Eukaryota; Metazoa; Chordata; Mammalia; Afrosoricida; Tenrecidae
Gene: LPIN2
Product: lipin 2
Exons: 20
Coding region: 150-2963 (937 amino acids)
Biological process (GO): positive regulation of transcription by RNA polymerase II; fatty acid catabolic process; triglyceride biosynthetic process
Cellular component (GO): nucleus; endoplasmic reticulum membrane; cytosol
Molecular function (GO): phosphatidate phosphatase activity; transcription coactivator activity
Source: RefSeq, a predicted model, not a curated record
AGAGCCAUUUCCUUUCAGUUUUAACCAUGUCACCGAGUCUGCAAAGUCUGCAUUGGGUUUGUCCACAGAGCAGCUUUCAGUUCUGAUGGUUUACCAGUGUGCCUUCGUCCCCAGAGAAAACAUGCUGGAGAGGCUAGUUCACUUUUAAGAUGUUACACUUAGAAGAUGCUAGUGCAGAGGAGGAAGAGGUUUAUGAAGACUCAUUGACGACAGCCCCAGGUUUUUACCGUGGAAAGGCCUCUUCUGGUAUCUUGUCUCAAACCAUGAAUUAUGUGGGACAAUUGGCUGGGCAGGUGAUUGUCACUGUGAAGGAACUCUACAAGGGCAUUAACCAGGCCACCCUGUCCGGGUGCAUCGAUGUGAUCGUGGUCCGGCAGCAGGAUGGCACCUAUCAGUGCUCCCCUUUCCAUGUUCGCUUCGGGAAGCUGGGGGUCCUGCGAUCCAAGGAGAAAGUGAUUGAUAUAGAAAUCAAUGGUGAUGCAGUAGAUCUUCACAUGAAAUUAGGUGACAAUGGAGAAGCUUUCUUUGUGGAGGAAACUGAAGAGGAAUAUGAAAAACUUCCUGCUUACCUCGCCACCUCGCCAAUUCCAACUGAUGAUCAGUUCUUUAAGGACGUUGACCCCCUUUUGAUGGAGUCUGGUGGAAAUGAAAGAUUGCCUCAGAGUCCUGACAUCUCACACACGUUGGCGCCGGAGUCUGUUUUCACACCGGGUUCUGUGAAAAAGAAGAAACGCCGGAGGAAGAAAUGCAAGCCAGACAGUAAGAAGGAAGAGCCAGCAGCAUCUGCUGCUGUUGCGACGACGGAAGACACAUUGGGUGUGGACAGAAGCUCGGAUGAUGAGAAGGGAGCCCAGUCACCGAGGGGAUCUUCAAAUGCUUCCUUAAAGGAAGAAGACUAUAAGGAGCCUUUGAUCUUCCAUUCUGCGGACCACUACCCAUUAUCGGAUGGCGAUUGGUCUCCUUUGGACAACGCCUAUUCCCAGGCAGUGUGCCCUAAGAGUGACUCAGAGCUGGAGCUGAAACCUGGUGGAAGCCUGCUCAGAUCCGAGUCUCACAUGGAGUGGACAUGGGGCGGCUUCCCAGAGUCCACUAAGGUCAGCAAAAGAGAGAGACCUGAACAUCAUCCCAGGGGACCUGUGAUUACACCAUCAGAAAACACCCAUUUCCGGGUUAUUCCCAGCGAGGACACCCUACUGAGUGAAGUUGAGAAGGACGUUUCCAUUGAAGAUACUGUGUGCACCAUAGUGAAACCCAAGCCCAGAGCUCUGUGUAAGCAGAUAAGCGAUACAACUUUCACCACAGAGCUUGUUGCUCCUCCUCUUGGGAAUCCUCCGAUUCCAUCGAUGUUAGAUACAGAACACCUUCCUCACCCAUCCCUAGUGGAGGCCUCCUCAGAGUUAAAACCAACAGCUAAAGUGGACUCGCCGUCAAAGAAGAAAGGUGUCCACAAGAGAAGCCAGCACCAAGGACCUGAUGAUAUUUACCUGGAUGACUUAAAGGCUCUAGAACCUGAGGUUGCUGCUCUCUAUUUCCCUAAAAGUGAAUCAGACCCAGGCUCCCGGCAGUGGCCUGAGUUGGACGCCCUCUCGGGCUCCCAGUCCCCACAGUCUGUGGGAAGUGCGGCCGCAGACAGCGGUACCGAGUGCCUCUCCGAUUCCGCCAUGGACUUGCCCGACGUCACCCUCUCACUCUGCGGGGGCCUCAGUGAGAACGGAGAAAUUUCUAAAGAAAAAUUCAUGGAGCAUCUCAUCACUUAUCAUGAAUUUGCAGAAAACCCUGGACUGAUAGAUAAUCCUAAUCUUGUAAUACGGAUAUAUAACCGUUACUAUAACUGGGCAUUGGCUGCUCCCAUGAUCCUCAGUUUACAGGUGUUCCAGAAGAGUCUGCCCAAGGCAACCGUGGAAUCCUGGGUCAAAGAUAAGAUGCCAAAAAAAUCUGGUCGGUGGUGGUUUUGGCGCAAGAAAGAAAGCAUGACCAAACAGCUGCCAGAGACCAAAGACGGGAAGUCUGAAGCCCAGCAAGCCAGUGACCUGCCUUCAAGCGCUCAGGAGCAAGCCAGUGCCAGGCUGUCUGAGGAUGACUCCUCGAGUGAAGAGGCCUCCCAGGAGCUGGAAGAAUCCCUCAGCGCGGACCCGCUUCCCGGGGAGCGCCUGCUGCACGGCGGCUCGCCCUCUUACAAGAAGUCCCUGCGACUCUCCUCAGAGCAGAUCGCAAAACUGAAGCUGCAAGAUGGGCCGAAUGAUGUUGUAUUUAGUAUUACAACCCAGUAUCAAGGUACCUGCCGCUGCGCAGGGACCAUUUACCUGUGGAACUGGGAUGACAAGGUCGUCAUCUCUGACAUCGACGGGACGAUCACCAAGUCUGAUGCUCUCGGGCAGAUCCUCCCGCAGCUGGGUAAAGACUGGACUCACCAGGGCAUAGCAAGGCUCUACCAUUCCAUCAACGAGAAUGGCUACAAGUUCCUGUACUGUUCGGCCCGCGCCAUCGGCAUGGCUGACAUGACCCGCGGCUACCUCCACUGGGUCAAUGACAAGGGCACGAUCCUGCCUCGGGGCCCUCUCAUGCUGUCCCCCAGCAGCUUAUUCUCGGCCUUCCACAGAGAAGUGAUCGAAAAGAAGCCAGAGAAGUUCAAAAUUGAAUGUCUGAACGAUAUCAAGAACCUGUUCGCCCCGUGCAGGCAGCCCUUCUAUGCUGCCUUCGGAAACCGCCCAAACGAUGUCUACGCGUACACACAAGUUGGAGUCCCGGACUGUCGAAUAUUCACCGUGAACCCAAAGGGGGAGCUAAUACAGGAAAGGACCAAAGGCAACAAGUCUUCGUACCACAGGUUGAGUGAGCUGGUGGAGCACGUGUUCCCGCUUCUCAAUAAAGAACAGAAUUCGGCCUUUCCAUGCCCGGAGUAUAGCUCCUUCUGCUACUGGCGAGACCCGAUCGCCAAUGUGAACCUGGAUGACCUGGCCUGAGGAGACCCUCCUCCCCCCUCCCCGAGUGGGGCUCCCAGUCACUCUGCCUGUCGGGAGACAUGUGACUGACUGGCUUCUGCUGCACAGAGGACACGGGCUUCCCUGAGAACCAGCGCCAGCCGCCCGCAGAGGGCUGUGCCUCCUCCGUCCCGGGCUGGCAGCGCCGGGCUCAGGGCCUUGGAAGCUGGUCCACCCCCAGACACUGUGUGCCAGCAGUGUGCUGGGCAUUCCUUUCACUGCUCGACUUUAAAGCAAGACAAGCGUAGCCAAGAAGGAUGGGAUGAAAGCAGCACACAGUAGCGUGGUCUCGUUGCCUCCAGCAGCUAAGAGUCAGGCUCUUGCUCUCUCUCCAGUUAGUGAUGUUGUUACCACCGCCCCUGUACCUCUCGGCUCUGGACUCCCCUGUUCUGCCUUCAGCCAGGGCCCUGCUUCAGCCCAGAGGGUGGGAGUAGGGGGAGUUGUCUGUUCUGGCACGGAGCCUUGGGGGGACACUACAAUGGGAGGCCCUGCCCUAUUUCUUAGUACGCUCCGGAAGAAGCGGGUCUUGCAGGUAUACAUGUUGUGUGUUCUCAAUAAAUACCAUGUUAGUGGGGGUUGAGUUUUAAGAACAAGAGAAAUAGCGCCUCCCAUCCCGGGAGCGCCCUUCUCUCUGCCCCGGCUGCUUGCCUGCUGUAGGUCAGCUGUUGGCUGUCUUGCUUUGGGGCAGGGCUUCUCAGUCGCACCCUUUAGAAUGUCAGGAAAGCACAGUGACACUCAACCCGCUCAAGGCCAAGACUGGGCUUGGCUCGGGCGUUUGGAGUCAGUUGUGGAUAAAACUUGUGGAGCUACUCAAGAGGAGGCUCACGGAGCUGCCCACCCUUCUCCUUCAUCCCUGAGCCCCACCCGACUGCUCCCGUCUGCCAGGCGCAGGCUGCCCUGUGAGGGCACAUGGGGGCUCCCAUGUAUUUCCUCCGAAAAUGUGAAGCGCAACUCAGCUUGCCCCCUGAGCCGUACAGAGCUCUCGUCGAAGUCAGACCCACAGCACCUGGUCCCGUGCCCUAAGUUCCUCCAGGGCUCAUUCUCCGUAGUGCGGUGUUGACAAUCACCUCAGUGCUGAAUCAGGAGAACUGUUUGAAAGGUGGCCCUCCUCAGUGCCCCGUGUGGAGGGCAGUGGGCGGAGAGAGCUGAGGGACUGGUGGCGCAGCCCCCCCUCCCCUGGGGCUGCCCACCCAUCACCCACAGGAAUAGCGACCCGGAGGGGAGAGUCGGGCAGUGGCAUUUCCAGGUUGGGGAGUUGGUUUGCCGCGGCUGGCUGGCUGUGGAGGCAGUGGUCCCUGGAGAGGGUGCAUAGGACAGACCCUGAAGGCAGUACGGAUUCGCAGAAGCAGCGGGCCGUGCUCCCCAGCCUAGGCCUCGCCUCCAGUGUCUCGGGACAAAUGAUCUCCUGAGUUGGGUUGGCAUGUGUACUAGGCUAGGGACACAAGGUUAGGCUAUGUGUGAAGUUCUUACCUAAGUUCAAAACCCUAGGAGAGCAGGUGCCAGCGGAGCGAUUUCCCUUGGUAACCCAGGUCUACUUCACUGCCAUGCACCCAGUGAGUGCCAUCAUGGGGCGCCAUUGGCCGCCCUCUGGGCCAAGUCAGGAGAAUAGGUGUGUUGUGACCCCAGCCUGAGCCUAGUAGGUGUCUUUGCAGGUGUGUGCUCAGAAAACCCUGGUGGGUACUUUCUCAGUCCGAGGCCCUCCCUUAGGUUGCCCUCCAUAGAGCCUCAGGCUUUUGUGUCUCCCAAGAGCUGCUCUCUGACACAGGCCUUCCGUCGUCGGGAUCAGCCAGGAAGCCAGCUGUGCGCUGAGGGCUCGGUCCAUUUGUCCCACAAGCAGUGGGCUUUAUCUCCACCGGUCGAUCCAGUCGGUAUAUAUAUGCUAGUUGACAUGCGUCUUUUUCCUUAUUUCGAGGAGUCCCUCAUAUGAAAGUAGGCGAAUUACUAUUACUGUAGUGUUAAUGAAAGUAUUACGUUUGUGCUAAAAAAAAAACCAUUGCCAUUUGGUACAAAUGACAUUUGUUCUUUCUGUGAAAGAGAGAUGCCCUUGAGUGUUUGUACACAGCCCUUAGGAUGAUGAGUUCAUGGGCCGUGCCCUGCCCUCACGAGGUGUGCGGUGCUGGGGCGCCCCGGGAGCCGGCAGGGCAGAUGGGCUCUUCUGCAUCAUUCUAUCAGUUGUGCCAUUGAUUAAAUGGUCCCUCUUUCCAAUCCAGUCUACCUGUAGUAUUUGCAUUGACGUAAGCCCAUGUGUUUAAGCGUGGACUUCUGUGAGGCGGUGUGCACGUCCGCAUCCUUGUCAGGCGGUGGGUAGUGCACAUGUGGGCCCAGAGCACGCAGACCGUCCCAUGCUUGAGGACUGAGCUUGCCGCGUCGUAGGAGCAUCUGCUUAGUUUUCAACUGGAAAACAAAAGGCUUACCAGUACAGUGUCCUAACAGGACAGCUGCUAAAAGCCCAAUCAAGCUCUCUCCAUCUCUGGGCCCCCUGUGCACUCAGUCAGUGCUGGGGUGCCACAGCUGCCUGGGGGACGGGGGUCUCCCCGGGGGGCCUGCGCUCAGCCAGGGUGCAGCGGAGUCUUUACCGCCCAGCUGGCUCUUGUUUGUGUUGAGAAUCAGUCAACACAACAGGGCAUCUGGUUUUGAACUGGCAGGGCAUCUGAUCAGCUCUCGGUCUCACGUUCGCUCUGGGAAGGCUGGCUGUCCUGGCUGUAGAGCACGCCGGGUUUAAUGAAACCACCGAGAAAUUGGUUUUUGUGUAAGUGCUCUUUCCAGGUGAAAACUAGUCAUUUUUGUUUGUUUUCUUUGAAGGUAAGAAAGGGUGGGAAAACUUGGCUUUUUCCACUUUAACAAUUAAAUUCCAUUUAUGAUGAAGAUUUGAUUAUAAGCAAUGCCGCUAAUAAGUUUAAGUUGUCCGAAACCAAUUGUAAACAUCAGUACAGUACUCAUAGUUAAGGUAAAGCCAGUUGUCUUGAAAUAAAUGGAUCACAUUGGGUGCAAUGUUUGAUGUUCAGAAUAAAACGUUCCAACAACAACAAGCGUAAA